This is a messenger RNA of Erpetoichthys calabaricus (reedfish), 10048 nucleotides long. It is a transcript of the gene phc3a, whose product is annotated as polyhomeotic homolog 3 (Drosophila). Gene Ontology annotation, molecular function: protein binding; zinc ion binding. The transcript has 16 exons. Gene Ontology annotation, cellular component: nucleus; PRC1 complex. The record is from RefSeq and is a predicted model, not a curated record. The coding region runs from base 157 to 3156 and encodes 999 amino acids. Lineage: Eukaryota; Metazoa; Chordata; Cladistia; Polypteriformes; Polypteridae.
UGAGCGAGCCGCAAAUAUUAUGGCCAUUUUGUAUAACCUCCAAAAGUGUCUGCUUGUGUGAAGUCCUCCUACACUGAGAGCGGUGCUGUGUCUGUUUUCUUUCUAAGACUGGGUUCAGCCCAAAAGGAAGACAUUGCUGAAAAUCAACUCAGAGCAAUGGACAAUGAGGCAAGAUCUAGUGCCCCAUCUGGCACAAGUGGCACAAGCACCCCAUCCCGGACACAGGCGCCCCCAGUGCCUCUUUACAGUGGUUCAUCUGAAAGACAGGCUGUUCAGGUCAUCCAGCAGGCAAUCCAUCGCCCACCUAGUAUGGCAGCACAGUAUCUGCAGCAGAUGUAUGCAGCUCAGCAACAGCACCUCAUGCUCCAGACAGCGGCCCUGCAGCAGCAGCAGCAGCAGUUGAGCAGCUCCCAGCUACAGAGCCUAGCCACGGUCCAGCAGGCGACGCUUUCUGGAGGCAGGCAGUCCUCAUCCCCCACUGGAAGUGUCACUCAGCAGUCAAGUGUUUCGCAGACUUCGAUCAAUCUUUCAACAUCUCCAGCAACCACGCAGUUGAUCAGCCGUACUCAGACUUCCAGCUCUUCAGGCAGUGGUGGCCUCACCCAGCAAACCAUGCUACUGGGAAGCAGCUCCCCUACCCUCACCACCAGCCAGGCACAAAUGUACCUGCGCGCACAGAUGCUUAUUCUCACUCCUACUGCAACUGUCACUGCUGUCCAGUCUGAUCUUCCUGUUGUUUCUUCUGCCUCCUCCCAGCCAACUGUGUCCCAGGUUCAGAAUUUGGCUGUUCGCACCCAUCAGACCAAUACUCAAUCCAGUGGUCAGAACACGUCCGUUAAAACCAGCACUCAGGGGCAAACGCUACCUGCUUCCCAUCCUAAGAUGUCAUUGAGCCCUGUGAAAGCCAGCCCAGCACCUGACACCCACAGUGAAGGAAGCAAGAAAGGCGAUAGUCCUGGAACAGAACCCAGAUCCGGCACUAUAAACCGGCUAUCUGCUACUCAUCAUUUGAUAGCCCCAGCUCCAUACCCUUCCAUACAACCUCAGGCGCUAAUUAAACAUCAACCACUCCCACUAUAUACGUCUCCACCAGCACAGAAGGGGAACCACCACCAGUUAAUCAUCCAGCAGUCAUCUCUCCCCAACCGACAGGUACAACCAAUGGCGAUCCAAGUCUCAACCCAGGAGACUCCACCAUCUUCUCAGCCUUGUGUGUCAGUGCAGACCCAAGUGUCAGGAGCAUCUAGUCCAAUGUCUGCCCAGUCCCAGAACUGCACAGUGGUGAGCACAACCCCUAGCCAGCCACAGCAGCAGACAGUUGUUGUUUCCCCUCAGCCUCCUCCCUCACCAACAAGUCCAUCUCAAACCAUCAUUAUCCAGCCUCAAACUAUUGUCCAGGCCCAAACACAAGCCUUGAUAUCAUCUCCUGUCCAGCAAGCUGGUCUCACCCAAGCCACUGUCCUUCCCUCCCUCCUCCCUCCAGUAUCCUCUCCUGUGGUUCAGAGUUCCACCUUACCUCAGACCCCUUUGCUGUCUCAAACGUCCAUCUCUCAAUCUCCGCAACUGCCCUUGCCCCCUCAAACUGCUCCUCCCAGUACUUCCCUGACACAGCUGACUCACACACCAACUGCCACACUCCAGCCUCUCCCAUUGCAGUCUGUCCAGGCACUUGCAGUGCAGUCGGAGAUUUUGACGCCAGGUCACAUGCUGGUGUCGCAGGAGGAGUUGCCUGCAGCAGAAGCCUUGGUGCAGAUGCCCUUCCAGUCUUUAUCUCCUCCACAGACGGUUGCAGUCAACCUUCAAGUACAGUCAUCUGCCCAAAUGGAAGCUCCAGUGGUCUACCAGAUUGAAAGUAUUUGUCAAGAUGAGCUAAGAGAGGACAGAAUUGGCAACAGAACUCCUACACCCCCUGCCCUUUCACCCCUAGCUGCCCCAGUUGAGCUCAAUGAGGAAAUGUCUGAGCGGCCUGAAAAUGACACAGAUCCCCUGGAUCUACAGUGCGUGACCACCUGUGGCAAUGCCUCUGUUAUCAGAUCGGCAGCAGAUCCCUCUUACGUAAGCAGUUCACCUCCUUGUCUUCAGCCUGCACCGGUCCACACUAGCUGCAAGCCCACAUCGGCAAGUCUGUCCAGUGGGUCUGAGAACAGGCCCCCACAGGCAAUCGUCAAACCCCAAAUCCUCACUCACCUUAUUGAGGGCUUUGUCAUCCAGGAGGGCCUGGAGCCAUUCCCGGUAAGUCGUUCUUCCUUACUGAUUGAAAAUCAAGCCAAGGUAUCGAAAGAACAGGGAAUCAAGCAGACCAGUGUUGAGCCACCUGCCUUGAUAGAGAUGGAGCAGCCUGAAAAUUCCACUGACAGCGAAGUGGAUGACAUGAUUACUGAGGGAUCAGUGGUGGAUGGAAAACUCGAUGCAGAGAUAACCCAUAGAGUGCGAUUUGAAUGGAACAUUUGGAAGAAGAUAUCAGGAGUAUUGUGUGAGCGAAGAAUUAAGGUGAAGGUUAAAGAGGGAAUUGAGGAUGCUGUGAUGAAGCUCCUGAAAUGCGAGUUCUGUGGGAAGAUGGGCUAUGCUCACAAAUUCUUGAGAUCAAAACGUUUCUGCUCUAUGUCCUGUGCCAAAAGGUUCAAUGUCAGUUGCACUAAAAGACUCAGUUUAUUGAAGGCAGACAAAGUGAGCCGGUGGGGUCGUAAACCUGAUGGAAGAAGAGGACGCCGACCCGGUGGUAGUGAUGGAAGCAACAGAGAGCAUUUCCAUAAACAGCUCCAAGUCCCCUAUACUGCCACUGAUGAGGUUCAGCCUCAUAUACCACAUGAAGAUGUUCUUUCUGUUCCAAUGAAGACACGGCUGAGGAAACACAGUGAAAGGGAGCGGGAACGAGAACGGGAACGGGAAAGGGGACUCAGGGUGCGUGAACCCACUGACAGUGAGAAGCUGCAGUCAACGCUGAAUGACCCCAUUCUCUGGACAGUUGAUGAAGUGUGGGCCUUUAUUUAUGCUUUGCCAGGGUGUCAGGACAUUGCAGAUGAGUUUCGAUUGCAAGAGAUUGAUGGCCAAGCUCUUCUUCUGCUGAAGGAAGAUCACUUAAUGAAUGCAAUGAAUAUAAAACUAGGCCCAGCACUGAAAAUCUGUGCUCGAAUAAACUUAUUGAAGGAACCCUAAUGAAAAUCUAAAGAGACAGACAGAGAAAAGGGGGUUGGUUUGAGAGAGAGAGAAUGUGAGAAAGAGAAAGAGAGACACCCUGUCAAGUACAUGUCAUUUGCUGCUGCUGAGGUGAAGUGUUUCACUUGCUGGUGAUGUUUUCUUUAUUACUCCAAGGGAAAGCUUUGUUUGCUUCAGUUCCAAUUGUAGAAGUGAACAAUUUUGGCUGGUUUUAUAAAGGGUGUUAUACUUUUUGUAGGUGGAGAAGUAAUAAUUUUAAAUAUAAUCAAAUUUGAAAAGCCAAGGUAAACAUGGUAGACACAGAAUCUAAGAGUCAACGUAUUUAUUUAAUGAUUUACUUGUUUUCUUUGUUGCUAAUUUACAAUUGUCCAAUAAUAUCAUAGAUUAUUCUGUCAGUAUUUGAAAAGAUUUAAUAUAUACAUAUUUUUAGAAAAUUAUUUAUCUGUCUAUAUUUAUAUAUAUAUAUAUACUGCGUAUGUGUGUAUAUAAAUACACACAAUUUUUAAAUUAAUAUAUUUUUUUCUGCACAAGUAGAUAAAAUAGUCUGAUUAAUGCUCCUUCUACAUCCUUCUUAAAUAGCAAAUUAAUGUUUUAAAUCAUUGUGUUACUAAUAAAGCUUUUUAAAGUAAAAUUUAGAGGAUUAUUUGAAAAUUGAAAGAAUCUAGCUCAAGGAGCAGACUAGUGCCACCUCAUUAUAUUUCAUGCAUUUUUCUGAUGUAAAUUAAAGGAGGAAUACAGAGAUAUAGAAAAAGUACAUUUCAUUGAAAAGUGUACGGUCCCUUUGUUUUUCCUGAGUGAUGUAACUCUUGGAAGAUGGCACCUCAUAGUGUGUAGCUAGGGCCUUGACAAUGGGCACAAAAUGAGCCCUAAACCUUUCAAUGAGACACUCAGACUGAGGGAUAAGGACUGCAGUGUGCGCAGAAACCAUUUAGAUGCAAUUUUAGGUAAUUCCAGACCCUGGCGAAUUCAAGGGCAGAAUAUAAAUGUUUUUUGUUCUUGUCAUGGAGAAACACACAUGGAGCAGCAGCAGGCAAAUGUUGUAUGUCAGGACUUGAUGUAAAGAAGCUGUGGGCAUUGAGAAAUAGAAACUACUCCCACUGUUUAAGUAAAGGUUAAAUCAACCAUUGCAGGGUACAAAAAGAAUAAUCACACAGCUAUUUUCUUUGUGUUUUGUUUUUUUUUUCCUACAUUCUUUGUCUUGUUUUAACAUUUUUUAAAAUAUUUUUUCUAGUCUCUGACAUAUUUUGUUUUAAAUUCAGGGCAAUGCCAAUGGGUGUCACUAUGACAUACGGGGACUUGUGCUAUAAUUCAUCCCUUAUCUAGAAGUGUUCUUCUUUCUCUGCCUCUCUCUCUCUCUCUGUUUCUCUUUCUCACUCUCUCUCUCUCUCUCCGGCUCAGCUGGCUUUCCUCCUAGAGACUGCAGACCCACUCUUUGGCUUCUGUAGAAGCUCUCAAGGCCCUCAUCUUUUGCUGACUGUUUAAAGCAAUUGAAUAACCAUUUUUUUUCUGAUGCCAAAGUAAAUGCUUCUCAGCACUGCUUCUUGUGAAGUGUCUGUGCUAUUUUGGAUUAUCAGUCUGAACAGGGGCUUUUAAAUGUUAUAGGCAGGUGAUAUUUUCCAGUAUCCUGGUUUUCCUGUUUUAGGCCAUGUAUUGUUUAUCUAGUAUGAAUACUUAACAAUAUACAUUCCAAAUUUAUUACUUGGAUUUAAUUGUAGUGGAGAAAUAGAUAUAUCACCACAGAAUAUUUUGUUUUGGUUUUGUUGCCUUUCAGUCCUAUGACCCAUUUAUUUAUUUUCUGAACCUACUAUGUCCAGUACAGGCUGGGUGGGAACUAGAACCUGUGCUGAGAGCUAACCUUGGGCAGGACACACUCACUCAUAAAGGGAAAAUGCACAUCUAGUGCUAGAAACCAAUAAAAAGGCAAAAAACCUAUAGGGAUGCUGAGAAAACAUUUUAUAGACAUCACACAGACCUUAAUUCACAAGGAAGCUGAACCCAGCACCUACCGCUGUGAGGCAGCAGUGCUAAUCAGUGAGCCAGUUGUCUCAAACCUUUGAAAAUCAUUUUAAAUUUCUUGUUUAAUCCAUUCCAUAACACAGAAAAUUGACAGAUUUUGUUUAUGUUGCUGAAGUGUUUUACAAUAUCAACAACAGAUGACCAAAUCCAAUUAGUAGUAGUAUAGAAAUAUACAUAAGCACUAUUUUUAAUAUUUUAUAUUUAUUUUCACACUUUUUGAUGCUAGAUUCAUUUUAGAUUAUUGAUAGAAACAAUCAGUGGUGAGUUUCCAGAAAACAAUGCAUCAUGCAGGAUGGCAUAUCAAAAGCAUGUCAGACAAAAGAGCGUAGACAAAUAUGCACCAUCAAAAAAGUAUGUCAUGACAAAUGGGUGAGAAAAAUGCACAUAGCCAGCAAAGGGUCACUGUGUUGUGUGAUUUAUAGCACCAUGAACAAAACCUUUAAAGCAAAGUAUGGCGCUAUAAAGGACCCAGUGCAGCUGCUCUUUGAUUUACAUGCUUUCAAGGUGUUUCUCAUUAGUGUAUGGCAUUUCUCCUCACGUUGUGUCCUCAUGGUUUGCAAGUUUAAUUUGUGAUAGUGCAAUGUCUCUAUCAGCUGAGUGCAUUUGUCCCAUACGAUUUUGUUAUGUUGCAUCUGAGAGAUUAAUGAGUAACUUUAUGAUAUAUGUGCAUAACAUAUGUGCCACUUUUUCAUGUGAUUCUCAAAAAAACCCUCAUAAUGGGAUAUUUUAUAAGUAUAUAAAGUACUUUUUUUUAAUCCUGCACCUUAAUUUGAUUAGCGAAGAGCAUUACAGGAUGACUGAAAUACAUUCGAUUGACAAUAUAUUCAUGGUAUCUUGUCAUUUUAUAUGGGGUGAAAUACAUUUUUGAAAAGUAAAAUUAGAAACCUGUUGUUUCUAAAGCAAAAUAAUGACUGUAAAUGAAAACCACACUUUAAUAAACAAGAGCUUGUGCUUCUGUUAAAGCCGAUGUCGUGUUACCUGACUUCUGCUCGAUGGGUAUGUCAGGCUUAUUGACUUCAGUUGUGGAUCUCAUCACUAGAUCAUGUCAGUUUACAUGACUGAAAAUCCCUGGGCAUGAUGAAUUUAGUGACUGCGUCAUGACUUUUUAGCACAGUCUGCCUUGCCCCUUUUUAAGACAGCCAAUAGUGUGCUGUCUGAUGGAGCCGGCGCAGUAUAAAUUGAUAAAAGAUAUGGCUAGUUCAGAUGCAGACUCUGCCCUUUUUUCUUUUUUCCAUUAUGUCAUGGUACGUCAAACAAGAGACAUCACACAGAUGAGCUUCUCUUUUGUGUGUGAUGUCUAAAAAUUCCUUCUCACUACAUUGUGGUUCUGGAUGAUCAUUUAUUAGUUGUCAGCCCUCAUGCACACAGAACCCGCUCCUACAACUAACGACAAAAUCAAACCUGUCUGAUUUUAAUGUUGCAAGUUAUUUGUGUAUAUGUUUGAUUUAUGUAAUGUUAUCUUUGUAUAAUUCUUAAAUGGAGAUGAGUAAGUUAAUUCCAUUUUUCAAUGAAAAUGUCUGCACUCAGUGUACAGUACACAGGAAUAACUCGAAGUACAAAGAAAUGCAAAUUGAGUCUUUUAAUUGGAAAGCAUUAGAACAAUGGAAAAAAUUAUUUUAAAAUGUUGGUUAUUAUGGCCUGCCUACCCUCCACACCAGCCCCAUACACACCUUCUGCUCUAAGAUAAGGAGUUUAGGUGUUACCAACAUCCAGCCUUAUCUUCACUGGGUAAGUGGAAUGUCUGUUCAAACAGCAAUGUUGUGCAGAAUAGUACACACAGCUAUCACGGUGCACAAGAGCUCAGGUGUAAAUCUGAUGCCACUUGAGUUAUAAAUAAAGUGGAAAUGCAAGUGGGCUGCUGUUGUGCUCCAGUAUGCUAUGAGUUUGCUGAUGUUGCACUUUUCUUUGGGGUUAGGUACAGGUGUCAGCAGAUAUGCAUGAAGGUGAUACCUGCUGAAACAUAGUAGCCAAAUCAAAAAACCAAACCCAACAUAUUUCAUGCCUUCUGAUGCACUACUGAAUUGGCCCAGAUCAAGGCAUCUUCUGUACUUUGAGGGCACUUGGCUAAUUAUCCAUAAAAAGUAUUUGGUGACUGAAAAUCACCUGUAGGUUCAAUGCAGAGAACUGAGUCUGUGUCAGUAUCACUUGCAAUAAUUUAAAUUAAAUAUUGUAUAGUGUUGCGUUUGUCAAGAGGUGGUUGACGACACAGAAUUCAGUGUAGGUUUUCUGUAUUGUAGCCGUACUGACUCUCCCCCAAAUGUACAAACUCCAUAUUUUUGUCCUUCUCUUUUCUUUUUUCUUAACUCACUUCAUAAUCAACUUCAAUACAGAAAAUGCUAGCUACAACCCUAGAACAUCCAUCCAUUUUCCAACCCGCUGAAUCCGAACACAGGGUCACGGGGGUCUGCUGGAGCCAAUCCCAGCCAACACAGGGCACAAGGCAGGAAACAAUCCUGGGCAGGGUGCCAACCCACCGCAGACCCUAGAACAUAGAUUCUUCAAAAUUGCUGAAGAACAUAGUUAUAUCAACUAAUGAUAAACAACAGAUUUUCUUUAUAUAUAACACAGUCUUACAAAUGCAUUAUUUAAUCUCGUAAUGAAAAUGAUAUCAUCUAGUCAACAACAGAUUUUAAGAUUGAGCUUACAACAUUCUUAGUGCUAUGGUACUUUUGGGAAAACUCACCCCUAUUUAUCAUUGUUAACCACCACACUUGGUAAAUUUACUGAAAGAACAAAAACAGUUAUGAUGUUACAUUCCUUAGAAACGCAAAACACAUUUAACACGUAAUUUUAUAUCGAGAGAAAGCAAAAAUAGCAAAAAGGCCUCUUUUGAGGAUUGAGUUUAAAUUAAAGUGCAAUUAAAUCUUCAGAAGCUGUGUCUGCCCAAUUUAGUCACAAACUCAUUUUUUCUAAGGUAUUAUAUACAGCUAUAAAACUACAAUGCAGUUUUUCCAUUAUCUUUACUGUUUUGUUUUUCUCUGUUUUUGUUAAAGUGGUAUCUGGCAUGUUAUAUGAUCUGCUGAGGGUCACACAUUAAGUCAGUGGUGGAGACUGAAACUGCAGCCCUGUGAUCCAGUGCCUUAACCACUAAGCUACAAUGUGUGCCCGGAGGGAUAAGAGGUAAAGACGUAUGCGAGAUGUAUACACAUUGAGUCAGGGGAACCUGCAGCCCAGUAUCUUAGCCACAAGGCCAUGUUGUCUAAGAUCAGCCACCACAGGAUUAUCACUCUGGUUAUUACGUUUUACCUACCUUUUAUGUUUUAAGGGAAAUGGAAUGAAAAGAGCUUAUGUGUUUGAUGAGAAGAGCAAAGACUUUAGGAAAAAGUGUUUAGGAGUGAAGAAAUGAUUAGUGUUUAUUAUAUAAAGCAUGCUGGUGUUUAGUGGAAAACUUGGGUGUGUGUGUUUCAAAUUUUGUUAAAAAUGUGUACUGAAAAUCAAUUGUUUUGGUAGACCUGAGACAGAAUUCUUAAGAUUACAGUAUUAUAAGUUGAAUCAAACAUGAAGUAAUGAAUUAGUCCUGAGGCAAACAAGUAAAAAAUUAAAUCACACCAAUGAUGAAAUGAAAUAUUUUGAAAGGCCCCAUCGUUGUUAUGAAGUCAUAUUCCAGACUUACUCAUGAAUGUUACAAGUACGCAAAUCAAGCACUGUGUUAUAGGUUUAAAAAUGUGUCUUUACAAUUUUUAAGAUUUGUAUUUACUGUUAUAUUCCAUGUUAUUUAUAAUAUUUAUUUAUUUACUGUUCAUUUUACAAAAGGUACAGAGCUUUUGUCUCUCGGCUGCAGGUUAUGUGUGAGUUUUUCAUAUUGCCAGGAGUGUUCAUUGGAAGAACUUCCAUCACCACUUUCUAUGCUUUAUUAAAAAAAAGAAAAAAAGGUAAAAAGCUUGUUUGGACUGCAGCACAGAGAAAGCAAAAAUGGCACUUUAAAGACCUUCUUUGAGUUUAUAACUAGUGUUACUUAACAGUGUUGCUUAAUAUUUCGUUUCAGAAGUGUUCAUGCAUGAACUGUCAGGGUGGAAUUAUACAAUGGCUUUGGUGAUUUUCCUUCUCUCUUGUUUGGCAUAGGAGUGUCAGAACAUUUCGUUUUCCUUUUAUUUACAGAAAAAAAAGUAUUUAUGUGUAUAGUACACUGCUGUUCCAUUCUGUGAUUUUAGCAUAAAUAUGCCUUUAACUCAAAAAAUUCUCUUAAUUCAUUGAGAUUACUCACAGUUUCCUAGUUAUGUUAACCAUUUUUAAUUAUUACUGGAAAUAACACUGUUAGCAAUCAUAAAAUGUCAGCCUGUGCUAAUUCUUAUAGUUGCAAAAGAGGUCACUGUUCCUUGUAGUGUUGGCAUGGAUUCAUUUGUUACCAUUAAUGUAUCAUUUGCAGUUGUUUAAUCAGAAUGCAGAAUUACAGCAUGUAUAUUUCAAACUUUUGCCUCAAUGUGUGUGCAUUUACACUAAUAGGAGGGAAAAUACAUUUAUUUUUUUAUUAUAAAUAUAUGUGACAUAUGAAUUUAGAGAAUGUAAGAAGUUUUAAGUACAGUAUUCUUUAUUUCCUUAAGUGUAUAACAAUGAGCAGCUUUCUUUACUAUAAUGUCAUUUACAUAAAAAAAACAUCAAAUGCUGUAAUUACUUCUAAAAUCACUGGAGUUCAAAAACACAGACAUCAUGUUAACCACCUUGUCAAAUAAACACUUUUUUAAUUCUUCAUUUAUUCUGUAACAAAGCUAAACUCAAACCAAGAUCUUUCAGUAUAUUUAGUAGGAAAUAUUAAAAUUGUAUUAAGGACUGUUUUAAAUAUUUUCCUAUGUGCCUGAAAAUGUUAAUGUUGUUACUGCUGUCAAUGGAAUGAAUAUAAUAAAACUUUAAUUCCAGAAAAAAAUCUCUUUUUUAAAUC